Manis pentadactyla (Chinese pangolin) is the source of this 933-nucleotide messenger RNA. RefSeq names its product olfactory receptor 1A1-like. The record is from RefSeq and is a predicted model, not a curated record. Bases 1 to 933 code for a protein of 310 amino acids. The transcript has a single exon. NCBI's taxonomy places the organism in Eukaryota, Metazoa, Chordata, Mammalia, Pholidota, Manidae. Gene Ontology annotation, biological process: G protein-coupled receptor signaling pathway. Gene Ontology annotation, molecular function: G protein-coupled receptor activity; olfactory receptor activity. Gene Ontology annotation, cellular component: membrane.
AUGAGAGAAGAAAACCAGUCCUCCACCCUCGAUUUCAUCCUCCUGGGAGUUGGUGGUCACCGGAAACAGGAAUAUUUCUUCUUCAUCCUCUUCCUCUUCAUUUACCCCAUCACACUGAUAGGAAACCUGCUCAUCAUCUUGGCCAUUCACGCUGACAUUCGCCUCCACAACCCCAUGUACUUUCUCCUUGCCAACCUCUCCUUUGUCGACAUCUUCUUCUCCUCUGUAACCAUCCCCAAGACACUGGCCAACCACAUGUUGAGCAACAAAGCCAUCUCCUUUGUGGGAUGCCUGACACAGAUGUGUUUCAUGUUAGCCUUGGGUAACACAGACAGCUAUAUCUUGGCUGCAAUGGCAUAUGACCGUGCUGUGGCCAUCAGCCGCCCACUUCAUUACACAACAAUUAUGAGCCCAAGGACUUGUGUCCUGCUAGUGGUUGGGUCUUGGGUGGUUGGAAACGCCAAUGCCCUCCCCCACACCCUGCUCACGGCUAGUCUCUCUUUCUGUGGAAACCAGGAAGUGGCCAACUUUUACUGUGACAUUGCCUCUUUACUCAAGUUGUCCUGUUCUGACAUCCAGUUCAAUGUGAAGAUGAUGUAUCUAGGGGCUGGUGUUUUCUCUGUGCCAUUACUAUGCAUCGUCAUCUCUUAUGUUCAGGUCUUUUCCACAGUCUUAAGGGUUCCAUCCACCAAGGGUGUACUCAAGGCCUUCUCCACCUGUGGGUCUCACCUCACAGUUGUUUCUUUGUAUUAUGGGACAGUCAUGGGCAUGUAUUUCCGCCCUCUGACCACUUACAGCCUAAGGGAUGCAGUGAUCACUGUGAUGUACAUUGCAGUGAUCCCAAUGCUAAAUCCUUUCAUCUACAGUCUGAGAAACCGAGACAUGAAGGCUACUCUAGGGAAAAUCUUCAGCAAGACUCUAUUUUAUAGCUAA